Molecule: messenger RNA, 1074 nt
Organism: Trachemys scripta elegans
Lineage: Eukaryota; Metazoa; Chordata; Testudines; Emydidae
Product: C-factor-like
Exons: 7
Coding region: 246-875 (209 amino acids)
Source: RefSeq, a predicted model, not a curated record
CUCAACGUCCGCAGCGUUCUAGUGACCGGUUCCAAUCGGGGAAUUGGGCUGGAGCUGGUGAAACAGCUGCUGGGGAAAUCAAACCCGCCGCAGUGGGUCUUUGCCACCUGCCGGGACCCAGAGGGAGCACGAGGACAGGUUUGAGAGGAUGAGAUCUGCUAGUCCUAAAAUCUUGUGGAACAUGGUACCAGAAACCAUCCGCUCAGGAGCUGCGGAAUCUGGUUUCCAAACAUCCAAACCUGGUGAUGGUGAAGCUAGACGCCGUGAAUCCAGCAAGCAUUGAGGAAGCAACCUGGAGGGUUGAGGAGCAGCUGGACGGCUCGGGCCUGAACCUGGUAAUAAAUAACGCUGGCAUUUUCUCCGACGUGUCUCUGGCAACGGUGGAUUCCGAAGAGAUGCUGGGUGCCUACAAGACUAACGUGGUUGGGCCAAUGUUGGUGGGCCAGGCGUUCCUGCCCUUGCUGAAGAAGGCUGCCCAGGGAAGUAGCCAGAAAGGGCUGAGCUGCAGCAAGGCGGCCAUUGUCAACAUCUCCUCUGUUCUGGGAUCCAUCGAGAGAGUCCCUGAGACGUUCUUCAAGCCAGUCAUCUCCUACCGUUGCAGCAAGGCUGCUCUCAACAUGCUGACCCGGUGCCAGGCGCUGAGCUAUGCAGAGGACGGGAUUCUGUGCGCUGCAGUUCACCCCGGCUGGGUGCAGACAGACAUGGGCACCCAAGAGCCCCCGGUCAGCCUGUUGACUUCUGAAUUUCCUGGACUGUUGCAGGCCGACCUGCCCGUGGACGAAAGCGUGCGGGGGAUUCUCACUGUGCUUCCUACCCUCUCCGAGAAACACAGCGGGAGCUUCUGGAGCUGGGCAGGGGAGACUAUUCCCUGGUGAGAGAGCAGCACGGUACGAGGGCUGAGAGCAGAGGUGCUGGGUGCCAGAAGUCCUGCGGCCCGAGAGGGGGGGCCAUGACCUCAGGCGGUUCCUGGCUGCACAUGCUCCAUGGAAUCUGUUUAGGUGUUUGCAGAGCUGAGGUCACGGAGUAGAAAUCCCUUGUAGCUGAGUCACUAAUAAAUACCCUGAGACACAGACA